CUGUCUGAUACCUGUAAGGAGCCAAGGCAAAAGGCCAAAAUGCGGGCUGCUCUGGCUUUGUUGCCGGUUGUCGGGGCCUACGUGGCGCCGAUAGGGCAAAAACGGGCGGUAGCUGCAACUGUGUCGAAUUUCAUGGCGUAGACGCUGAGAACUCCCUCUGCUCGAUCUUGGCCUGCGGGCGGGCGCGCGCGGACCCAUGCGGCGGACGCGAGGCGCUGCGGCCGUCACACGGAUGCCAGCCAUCAGUCCGGAGCGCUCGCGCUGGCGCGGAGCGCGGCUCGCAGCCCUGUGGGGGCGGCAGCUGUUCUCCGACGUCGGGCGCCGGAAGGGCUGCGCGCGCCGCCGCGCAGCCGCGACGGCGGACACGCACGCACCCACACACGAGAGGCACGAGAGAGAGAAGAGAGACGCGCGCGGCCCUCACCCCCCGCGUCACACAGACCGUCGCGGCCAACGCGAACUCGCUGUCCAUGCCGUUCCUCGAGCAGCCGAAGAACCUGGACGGGUCCAUGGCCGGCGACGUGGGCUUCGACCCCCUCGGCCUGUCCGAGAUCGACGACCUCGGCGUCGACCUCUACUGGCUCAGAGAGGCCGAGCUCAAGCACGGCCGCGUCGCGAUGCUCGCGGCGACGGGCGUCAUCUGGGUCGAGGCCUUCGGCCCCCUCCCGGGCUGGCCCGAGGCCGACGGGCGAAGCCAGAUGGACGUCUUCUGGGACGCGUGGGAGGAGCACCCGAACGCGAUCUGCGCGGGCAUCGUCUUCAUCACCGCCAUCGAGCUCAUUUCGGGCGUGGCGACGACGAUGGGGCGCUCUACGGGAGAGAGGGCGCCGGGCGACUUCGGCCUGAACCCCCUGCAGUUCGAGAUCACGGAGGAGCUCGCGCUCAAGGAGAUCAAGCACGGCCGCCUCGCGAUGUGGGCCGUCAUGGGCCAGAUCGGCGCGGGGCUCAUGACGCACGAACCCGCCUUCGGCAACCUGGGCAAGAUCUUCUCCUAGAUGCUACGUGGGGCCGGUCGUAGUAGUGGUAAAAAAAUAGAUUCUUCUCGCGUUA
This is a messenger RNA of Pelagomonas calceolata, 1050 nucleotides long. NCBI's taxonomy places the organism in Eukaryota, Pelagophyceae, Pelagomonadales, Pelagomonadaceae. The record is from the annotation of a GenBank genome assembly.